Messenger RNA from Cuscuta epithymum, 3548 nucleotides. NCBI's taxonomy places the organism in Eukaryota, Viridiplantae, Streptophyta, Magnoliopsida, Solanales, Convolvulaceae. The record is from the annotation of a GenBank genome assembly.
CUCUCUACUGCUCCUCUUCCUAAUUGUCGCUCAUGUCAUUGCUCUGGUUUACUGGAUUUUUCGCCUUGCAACUGAGAAGCAACCUCAAAGAACUAAGAGAAACUAGUUCUCCACAUUUCUCGGUUUAUCAAUGUUGAUAUGUAGGGAUUUGUCUGGAAACAAAUUGAGUGGUCAACUAUAUGCUUCAGUGAGGAAUCUCUCCUUAUUUUUUACAUCGGGAGAAGAUUGCAAAACCAUGAGCGCCUUUACUGCAUUAUCUAGUUUAGCCAUACUUGGUGAUUCCUGUAAGAUUACGCGUACAUCUAGACAAGAAAUAAGACCGUUCUCUAGUACAACCACACAGAGAAUUGAGGAAGAUUAUGGAGCAGCUCGCGCUGCCUGGGGAGCUGCGGCUGAAGCAAUCAGACAAGACAGAAUAUGCAAUGGUAGUUACUUUACUGCUGAAGAUGUACAGUUUAGAGUCCAUUUUUCCAAACCAUUAAUAUGCACUGGGCUGAUGUCAAAUAACAAGGUUGGCAGUUUAACAUUAUCUCCUGUCGUGCCUCCGACUGAGUUAUUAUUGACAUCGAAAGCAAAAGAAAAGAAGCUGGAGAAAACUUUUAUGCCAGAUUUGGUUGGAUCAGACCAGUCUCAGCCGGAAAAAGUCACUGCCUCUGAAAAGAGCAUUACCGAGGACAACCUUCGUGAGAGGUUGCCAGAUGAAGGCAUUUUAACUCAGAAAAAAGAAAGCAACUUUGCUGAUUUGGUUGGAUCAGAUCAGUCUCAGCUGGAAAAAGUUAAUGCCUCAGAAAAGAGCAUUACCGAGGACAACCUUCGUGAGAGGUUGCCAGAUGGAGGCAUUCCAACUCAGAAAACAGAAUGCAACUUUGCUGAUUUGGUUGGAUCAGACCAGUCUCAGCUGGAAAAAGUUACUGCCUCAGAAAAGAUCAUUACCAAGGACAACCUUCGUGAGAGGUUGGUUUCCAUUUAUGAGAAAGUUUUCAUAGUCAACAACAUCUCACUCGCCAAGGAAGUUGUCAGUAAGCUUACAAAUGAGUACAGGGAUUCAAUCCACGCAUGUGAUACUGAGGCAUCAAAGAUUGAUGUCAAGAAUGAGACACCAGUUGGUCAUGGAGAAAUCAUAUGUUUCAGCAUUUAUUCUGGAUCUCAUGCUGAUUUUGGAAAUGGAAAAUCUUGUGUCUGGAUUGAUGUCCUUGAUGGUGGCGGGAAGGACAUUUUAGUAGAAUUUGCCCCCUUUUUCGAAGACCCGUCAAUUAAAAAGGUAUGGCACAACUAUAGCUUUGAUUGUCACAUAAUAGAGAACUAUGGUCUCAAAGUGUCUGGGUUUUAUGCUGAUACAAUGCACAUGGCACGAUUAUGGGAUUCCUCUAGACGAACAGGGGGAGGCUAUUCUCUUGAGGCACUUACAAGUGAUAAAUCUGUCAUGCGUGCUGCAAGUGUGCCGGUGCCCCCUGCUGAACAACUGUUUGGUAAGGUGUCAAUGAAAACUAUUUUUGGCAGGAAAAAGCUGAAGAAAGAUGGAACUGAGGGUAAAGUUGAUAUCAUCCCAUCUGUUGAGGAGCUGCAAAGAGAGAAUCACAAACUAUGGGUUUCUUACUCUGCAUUCGAUGCUAUAAGUACAUUGAUGCUUUAUGAUAGUUUGAAAACCAAACUCUCUAAAGGGGUCUGGAAGCUUGAUGGAGUUUAUAAAGGGACCAUGCUAAACUUUUAUGAGAGAUACUGGCUUCCAUUUGGUGAGCUUUUAGUUCAUAUGGAAACUGAGGGCGUGCUUGUUGAUCGUUCUUAUCUUGCUGAGUUGCAGAAAGUGGCCCAAGCCGAGCAGGAGAUAUCAUCUAUCAGAUUUCGCAACUGGGCAUCCAAGUACUGCCCUGAUGCAAAAUACAUGAAUGUGGGCAGUGAUACUCAGUUGCGCCAGCUCUUUUUUGGAGGUAUUCUGAAUAGGAAGGACCCUGAUCAGACUCUUGACAUUGAGAAGGAUUUUAAAGUUCUGAAUGCAGAUAAUAUAAUUGAAAAAGACAAGAAGGCUCCAACAAAGUAUUGUAAGAUCACACUUCGUAAGAUUGGUGAUGACAUCGAGACAGAUUUCUAUACUGCUAGUGGUUGGCCAUCUGUUAGUGGAGAUGCUUUAAAGGCUCUUGCUGGUAAAGUUUCUGCUGAUUUUCAAAUCAUGAGCGAAGCAGAUGACAAAGAGGAGGAAGUGUUCUUUCCAAGCAGUGACGAAUCUCCUGGGCUUCAUGAUGAAACAUGUACGGAGCCAGAAGCUUCAGGGUAUGGAACAGCUUAUAAUGCUUUUGGAGGUGGAAAAGAAGGCAUAGAGGCAUGUUAUGCCAUUGCCUCUUUAUGUCAAAUAUGCUCCAUUGACUCUCUAAUAUCAAACUUCAUCAUCCCUUUGCAGGGAGGGGCGGUUUCAGGAAAGGAUGGACGCAUCCAUUGUUCACUGAACAUAAAUACAGAAACUGGGCGCUUGUCAGCUAGGAGACCAAAUUUGCAGAACCAGCCAGCUUUGGAAAAAGACAGGUAUAGAAUCCGUCAAGCGUUUAUAGCUUCACCUGGGAAUUCCUUAAUUGUUGCAGACUAUGGGCAGUUGGAGCUUAGGAUUCUUGCACAUCUUGCAAAUUGUAAGAGCAUGUUAGCUGCCUUUGAGGCUGGGGGAGACUUCCAUUCGAGAACAGCUUUAAAUAUGUAUUCGCACAUACAAGAAGCAGUUGAACAAAAACGUGUUCUACUUGAGUGGCACCCUCAGCCUGGUGAAGAUAUGCCACCAGUUCCACUACUAAAGGAUGCUUUUGCCUCUGAAAGAAGAAAAGCAAAGAUGCUUAAUUUUUCUAUUGCUUAUGGAAAAACUACUGUGGGGCUUGCUCGGGAUUGGAAGGUAUCCGUCAAGGAAGCCAAAGAAACAGUAGAUCGGUGGUAUAGUGACAGGAAGGAAGUUUUAACUUGGCAAGAACAACGUAAAUCUGAAGCACACCAGUUUAGACGUGUUUACACACUGUUAGGACGGACACGCUUGUUCCCUUCACUUAAAAAUGCAACCAAUGCUUUUAAAGGCCACAUUGAACGAGCUGCCAUCAAUACUCCUGUCCAGGGAAGUGCUGCAGAUGUUGCAAUGUGUGCCAUGCUAGAAAUAUCAAAGAACCAACGGUUGAAGGAGCUUGGCUGGAAACUGCUUUUACAGGUUCACGAUGAAGUAAUUCUUGAAGGGCCGACCGAAUCAGCAGAGGAAGCAAAGGGUAUUGUAGUUGAUUGUAUGUCCAAACCCUUCGAUGGAAAGAAUAUUCUAAGAGUUGGACUAUCUGUUGAUGCUAAAUGUGCUCAAAAUUGGUAUUCUGCCAAAUAGUGUUGUUUUAGUCCAAAUGCCCUUGCAUUCAAGCACAGUAAUAUGAAAAUGAGAAUUCUAUUGGUAAUGUUAAAUUUUAUCACAUCAAGUCAGUAGCACGUGGUUAAUUAAAUGUAUAUUAAUGAUAUCAUCUAUUUUAAAAUUAGCAAGUUAUUGCUUACAAUUAGUAAUUAUAUAAUCUAAGUUGCAAAUUACAGUUAUGUAAGAAAAU